Messenger RNA from Saccharomyces paradoxus, 1095 nucleotides. It is a transcript of the gene IME1, whose product is annotated as transcription factor IME1. The transcript has a single exon. The record is from RefSeq and is a predicted model, not a curated record. NCBI's taxonomy places the organism in Eukaryota, Fungi, Ascomycota, Saccharomycetes, Saccharomycetales, Saccharomycetaceae. Bases 1 to 1095 code for a protein of 364 amino acids.
AUGCAAGCAGGUGUCCGUGGAAAACUUCACGCUGCCUUAGAAGACGGGUUUUCCCUCUUCCCUUUCGAACAACAACCACAACAACCACAACAAACAAAUAUUUAUUAUGACACAACGAUCAAUCAAGAAGAUCGCCCUUGUUUUUCUUUUGGGUCUACAAUCUCCCCUAGGAGUUGGCAUUUUGAAAAAUCGGACAAUAUUCCUUCUUCUCAACUACAGCACUUGGUUCACACACAACCAAUACAUUUAAUCAAUCCUCAGAUUUUAUUCAAUGAAGAAUUUCUGAAUUUGGAAAAUAUUGAUUCUCAGCCUCUUUCCAAAGAAAAGAAAACUACAAAGGGCAGCAUAUCGACAGCUGCACCUGGAAAAAGAAAGAAGAGCUCCGGCAGUACCAGAUCCUCUUCAUUGUCAUCUCUUUUUUCUAAUGAUGAAACCGCAUCCACGUUUAAUUCAUCAUUCAACAACCAUGAUAACUUCCAAAAGAAUAACAGAAAUGACAAUGAUAUCGAUAUGAGCGACACAAUGAAAUAUGAAACUAAUACAAAUCUACAAAAAAAUAUCAAAAUAUUCCAAGAAAAUUUCGAAUUCAAUGAAUUCUUAUAUGCACAAGACUUCUACCCAUAUACAACAAACUAUACCUAUUCAAAACCCACAAAUAUCCACGAUUCGAUUAAUUCCAAAAACACGGAUUUAUAUUCCAAAUAUCAAGAUCACUCUCUACCUCAUAUUGAAAAUAUACACUCAUUUAAUAAUCGUUACUAUAGCAACAAUAAAAGCACUAAUUGUAAUUACAAUAAUAAUACCAACAAUAAUAUCAAUGCCUCCAAUAACGGUUAUGAGGCAGAUCCAUUUAUAGACGAACCUCAAGUGCCAUCUUACUAUUACCCAUUAGAAAUUGCCUUCGACGUUGAAAAAUCACCACCACCAUCACUACAAAAGUUAAAUUCGGAAGAAUUAGAAUUCCUGAAAAAGCUGAACUCCAAACUGUCAAGAUAUGCUGCUGCUUACUCCUUCAGCGCUUCUAAUGAUCAAGAUUAUUACGACAAGGUCAGGUUUCAAGAAAUAUCCUACAAAUUUAGUAAAACCUAUUCUUAA